Molecule: messenger RNA, 2424 nt
Organism: Armigeres subalbatus
Lineage: Eukaryota; Metazoa; Arthropoda; Insecta; Diptera; Culicidae
Gene: mkg-p
Exons: 3
Coding region: 257-2212 (651 amino acids)
Molecular function (GO): poly(A) RNA polymerase activity
Source: RefSeq, a predicted model, not a curated record
GAGUUCGAGUUGGCUUUUUUGAAGUUUCUUCCAGUCGCCAGCGUCCGUACAAAAGUAGGUUGACAAAGCAUUCGAAAAAGUUUGGAACCAGUUUGAAUUAGUAGAAUUUUGUUGCGGUUUUUCUUAAAAUUUAUCUCAAGACGCGUUUGUUCCAUCAGUAGCAAAAUCAGAUUGGCUGUUACCAUUUUAUAGAAAGAUUUUGCAAGAUAGUGUUUUGUUUAUUCAACUAACAAGGCACCAAGUGUUAGCAGAUACGAUGGCCGAUAAUCAACAGAAACCGGGACCUUCAAAUCAAGAUCAAAAGGGAAGCGGUGACAACGAGCAGAAAGCUCAAGGAAGAAAGAGGAAGCUAUCCACGAAGCGCUCUAACGCCAACAAGCGGAAUGGCCCCAACGAAAGUGAAAUGGAGAUCGAUGCGGAGAAGAUCAAAUUCCUGCUGGAUCCGGUUCUGAACGCGUUGCGGAGCUUGCAGAAUGGCAACGAGAAUGAAACUAUGAGGACGUUGAUUUCCACUCUUCAGCCAUCGCAAAUGGAGAUUGAGAUGGCUUUGACCAAGGUCAAAAUAGAUCUCGAUCGGAUGCUUGGUUUUCCGAACAAUAAUUUCCAAAUUUACGACUUUGGAUCCAUCAAGUCGGGACUGGCGUUCCGAGAUUCGGAUUUGGAUUUUUACGUUCACUACGAGAAAAAUAGUGAUAAUAAGCAGGAGCAAACCAAGCUGAUCCACAUCAUCCAUGGUCGGAUGGCACGAGAUGGGACGUUUCACGGUCUGGUGAAGAUUCUGGGUGCCAAAGUGCCACUGCUGCGGGCUAUCCACGGUCCCACUAAUUUGACGUGUGACAUCAAUUUCUCUAAUGCUAGAGGAUGCUAUAACAGCAAGUUUAUUUAUGCAGUUAUAAGAUUUGAACCACGCAUUCAUAAACUGGCAAUAAUCAUCAAGUUCUGGGCGAAAUGCGCCUUCCUGUUGACUAAUCAUCGUCAGAUGAACACCUACUGCAUCAUAAUGAUGUUGAUUUUCUAUUUGCAAACUAAAAAACUCCCUUUGCUGCCAGCAGUUCAGGAUCUCCAGAAAGGAAUCCCUCGGGUUGGCUUCGGUGCAUGGAACCUCGGUUACCCGAAGGACAUCGAGUUUACUUCGAUGAACAAGGAAUCGAUCCGUUCGCUGCUGUUGAACUUUUUCAAGUAUUAUUCCAAUUUUGAAUUCGAAAAGAACCUCAUUUCGCCCUAUGUAGGGCGAUUGUGCGAAGUUGAGGAGAUGAAGCAGAAAAAGGUUCGGGAGUUGCAAUCGUACUACCGAGCUGUUGAGCACCAUUCUUAUCCGGAAUUCAAUUUUGGUACGCAAAUAUCCAUCCAGGAUCCGUUCGAAUUGAAUAUGAACAUCGGAGGUGUUUGCAACUCGGCGGCUCACUUCGAGCAGUUUAAGCUUAGUUUCAAAACUGCACACAAGGUCAUGACCGAAACCAAUACGGAACCGUUUGCUAAGGUGUUGGAAAGUUUGUUCACCAAAACCAAACGGUACCAAAAACAAACCAAGAGUUCAGUUGUACCCGUUGUUUCUAAUAAUGGAACCAUCCCUAAAACGGUGGAUGUUUCCGCCCACUGGAGAAUAUGUCGGUUGCUGCCGGUCGAGUACGAGUUGUUCAUCGUACGCCAAAUCUUACUGGCCAGAAAGACCGACAAAAACGCCAUCAUAACCGAGCGGCAAAUCAAGGAUGUGUGGGCCGAUUGCAUGCUGGACUUUAUUGACGAUAUCCUGCAGAAGAUCUAUCUCUGCAAGAUUGAGCCCAUAAAGGAUGCCGAACGAGCAACAAGCGUUCCUAACAACAUUAAGAAGGACGACAUUCGUACGUUCGAAUUAUCAUGCGAGCGUCAAGUAAUCUUCAAACGGACCCGACUGCAAAUCAACAACGAGGAAGAGCUGAACAACGAAAUCGCCAUCAGCAAGAACCGAUGGGAGAUGAACAAAGCGCUGACGUUCACCACUCGGGUCGAUAUGUUCAAGUCCAAUGAUGCCAUCGAGUUUCACAUUCCGGAGGAACACCACAAGAACGGAUCGAUCCGGGUGUUCAUCGAGGCCUGCUUCCUGACGCAGAUUCGCAAAUGCAUCAAAGGUUACUUCAAGGUGAUGCUGGCCAAGGCGGAAGCGAAGGCAAAGGCCGCUGCCACUGGAGCUGUACCCACGGAGGUCGAAGGGAACGCACAAACCGCACAAUGAAGAGGCCGAAACGAGGAAUGGAUGCGUGUUCAGUAUAUUUGGCGAUAGAUGGCAGUUAUCGCAGUACAUUUUUAUGUUUUUCUUAAAAUGAUUACGCUUUUAAGUUUUACUACUUCUUGUUUACACGUGUGAUAGGUUUGAUUAACCUAGAAGCUAAGUUCUUGAUUCAAUGAAAUUUGAAGGAAUAAAGCGUGAAUCAAUAAAAGAAACAA